This is a messenger RNA of Fimicolochytrium jonesii, 513 nucleotides long. RefSeq names its product S-adenosyl-L-methionine-dependent methyltransferase. Gene Ontology annotation, molecular function: DNA binding; N-methyltransferase activity. The transcript has a single exon. The coding region runs from base 1 to 456 and encodes 151 amino acids. The record is from RefSeq and is a predicted model, not a curated record. NCBI's taxonomy places the organism in Eukaryota, Fungi, Chytridiomycota, Chytridiomycetes, Spizellomycetales, Powellomycetaceae.
AUGACAGAGCAUCCUGUACCUGUACUAGAGUACGCCUAUGACAGCACAAUAUACCACACUGAUUGUGUCAAGGCUCUCAAUUCUGUCCCUGCCGAGUCAGCCGAUCUCAUCAUCUGUGACCCGCCUUACAACUUUGGGAAGGACUUUGGUAACGAUAGCGAUAAGAGGAAGGAGGACGACUAUCUCGCUUGGUGCGAAGAGUGGAUCCUGCAAUGCCACCGUGUUCUCAAAAAGACUGGGACAUGUUACAUCUAUGGCCUAUCCACCACGUUAGCCCUUAUCUUUGCCCGUAUACACAGUAAUAAAGCCAUCACUUGGAAAGUGGACUGGCUCGUUUGGCACUACACGAAUAAGACCAAUCCAAAGGCGAAGACCUUCCAGCGGUCGCACGAAAGCAUCCUUUUCUGUCGCUUCCCUGGAUCCAAGUUCAAUCGUGAUCUGGUCCGGGAAGCCUAAACUGAAGAAUACAAAAAGUACAGCCCCGGCCGGGUCCGAGCUGCUGAUUCUACAGGG